Messenger RNA from Cuscuta epithymum, 2035 nucleotides. The record is from the annotation of a GenBank genome assembly. Lineage: Eukaryota; Viridiplantae; Streptophyta; Magnoliopsida; Solanales; Convolvulaceae.
GUUUGGAACUGGUGGUUCGUGAACCAACACCUAAUUAGAAAUGAACAAAAUAAAAAUCAAUGGACAAAAAGAAAAACGCAAAGGGUCUAUCCACCCAAAUACUUUCCUCAUUACUUCGUAUGGAGUACUCGUAUAAUUUUUCCCUUAUUUCCAAAGGCUUCGAUUUCUCCACCUUACCCAUUUCAAUUUAAUAUUCACACUCAAGUCUCUCCCAAACCUUCUUCACUUACUCCAAUGGCAGAUUCAUCUUCAGAUGUCCCUCCAAAACAAAGAACUGACAAUCCAAGUAAGUACUCCUUCUACAAGCACUUGAUGUUGAAACCUCUGGUUGUAUCAGUUUUCCUUGUUUUUCUCCUUCUCUUUCCUUCACAAGCUCCAGAGUUCCUCACCCAAACUCUGAGCACCAAAAUCUGGGAAGUCCUCCAGCUCAUCCUCGUCGGCAUUGCUGUCUCUUACGGCCUAUUCAGCCGGAAAAUUGAUGGAUCAGUCAAAGAAAGUGAUGGGUCAACCACAAGAACAGCCAACUUUGACAAUGCCAAUUCCUAUGUCUCUGGACUGCUUCAGGUUUCAUCUGUUUUUGGCAAUGAUGAUGAAUCUGAGGGCCCUUGUGUCUUUUUUGAUGAAAAGAUUGACAUCAGCAAUAAUGUUACAUAUCAGUCUUGGAGAAAUCAAUACUAUAUGGAAAAACCCAGAGUAGUGGCAGUUGAAGAACAAAGAGGAGAUGAGUUCAGUGUUAAUCAUUAUAAAAAUUCAAAAUUUGGUGAAAAGCCCCUUCUUUUGCCUGUUAGGAGCUUGAAAUCAUCAAGAAUUGUUGAAGAAGAAGAAGAAGAGCCCAUGGAGGAAACAAAUUGGAGAUCAAGAUCUGCAGGAAGAAGAACAAUGGAGGACCCAGAAUUUCUCAAGCAAGACCCGACUCCAAUAAGAUCUGUUAGGACGCAAUCAUCUAAAAGAUCACCCUCUCCUUCACCAGAAAAGCACAGAUCUUCUUCUCCGGCCGCCGGAUCUCCACCGCCAUCAGUGAGGAUGACGCUCCCUGAUGAGGAGGAGAUAGGAAGAAAGAAUAAUAUGACACAUUCUCCUCCCCCUCCGCGUUCCAUUGGAAAGUCUUCAUCCAUGAAAUUGAGCUCAACAGAGCAGAAAAGAGAGGAACCUCGAAGAAGAUCAUAUUCAGGGAGAGAGAUGGCAGGGGGGAAUGGAAGAAGAAGAAGAAACCAGGAAAGUUUUGUGAAUAAAGAAGAUGAAGAAGAAGAAUUUUCAGGAAGAGAGGAGUCAGAAGAGGAUGAGAAUGGGGGGAUUGGAGAGAACAGUCACAGUGGGGAUGUUGAUAAGAAAGCUGAUGAGUUUAUAGCCAAAUUCAGAGAGCAGAUUAGGCUGCAGAGGGUUGAUUCUUUUAGACGAUCUUCUCCGGCCGGCCACGGCCAGCCUGCUAAUAAAAGCUCGCCGUGAAAUGGACGGGGAGUAUAAUAGUUCAUCAUUUCUAUGACUUUUUUUUGUUUCGGUUUCGGUUUUAAUUCCAUUAUUGUUAAAUUUAAUUGCUAUAUUUCCAGAUUAGAAUAUGAAAAAGAAUGCAACUUUUUAUGGCAAAUGUACGGGUUUCAUCACUUUCAUGGUGGCCAUGGCAGCCAGCACCGUCGUAAUGGUAGCUGCUGUACUUGGAUAAGUCAGCCGUUUCGAACAAGAGUCAGAACAGUGUCAGCAUUUUUUGGAUCCAAAUUUUCCGAGAUCAAUGCUGUAAAUGUACAAUUCCAGAGCAAUUACGGUUCGAUUUUCCAAUUUUUAUUUUAUAUUUAAAACGUGUUUGAUAACCCUUAAAAUUUAAAAAUUUGUUUGUGAAAAGCUUCUUGUCACAGACAAAAUAUGUCUAUGCAAAUUAUUUUGUCUGUGAAUCGAAUUCACAGUCAAAAGCUCUUCACAAACAUGGUGGGUAUAAGGUGAGUAUUAAAGUGUGUACAAGAAGAAAUUCUCAAACUAUAAUCUGACGAGAAAUUAAAUAUCGUUUAUUUGUAUUGCAAACAUAAUUGUAAUUGUAAUAUUC